Molecule: messenger RNA, 6006 nt
Organism: Labeo rohita (rohu)
Lineage: Eukaryota; Metazoa; Chordata; Actinopteri; Cypriniformes; Cyprinidae
Gene: gab2
Product: GRB2-associated binding protein 2
Exons: 10
Coding region: 278-2302 (674 amino acids)
Source: RefSeq, a predicted model, not a curated record
UGGGAAAACAAACAGCAGACAACCAACAGUACUUCCUACAUCUGCGUACAACUCGAGCGUUUCUUCCCCUCAUCUCGCGUCAAGCGUCUCUCCUGCUUGUAGUGUUUACACUGAGUCUGAGCUCAGAGGACGCGUCCCAUCAUCACUAAAUGACGCGCCGCAGCGCUGCAGUUUUACAGCCACACCACAGCUCUACACGCAUUCAACAUAGAUGGACCCGCAUCAUCUGAGGACUUCAGAGUGAUAUUACUGUUGUGAUUGUUUUUCUUUUUGUAAAAUGAGCGGAGGGGAAAUCAUCUGUCAGGGAUGGUUGAGAAAGUCGCCACCCGAGAAGAAGCUGCGGAGAUAUGCUUGGAAGAAGCGCUGGUUUAUUCUGCGUAGCGGGCGCAUGAGCGGAGACCCGGAUGUUCUUGAGUACUACAAGAGUGACCAUGCCAAAAAGCCCAUUCGCAUCAUUGACCUGCACUGCUGCGAGCAGGUGGACGCAGGCCUCACCUUCAAACGCAAAGAGUUUCAGGACAGCUUUGUGUUCGACAUCAAGACAGCAGAGAGAACCUUCUACCUGGUGGCAGAAACAGAGGAGGAAAUGAACCGCUGGGUGCGCUCCAUCUGCCAACUGUGCGGAUUCAACCAGUCAGAGGACAACCAUCACGAUGAGAGGUCGUCAACCACCCACAUUUCCCGCUCCUUGGCUAAUGAUAUGGGCGGCUCUCUGGCCCCGCUGAUUGGUGAACGCAAAACGUCUGUUCCCGCCCACUCCAGCCAACCAAUGCUGUUCACAUUCGACAUACCUGUACGUCACUCGCACAGUACUCUGUCUAAUAGUGCUCCUCAGGACUACCUCUUCCUCCAUCAGUGCAUGAGCCGCAAGAGCGAGAGUGCACGGAGUGCGAGUUUCUCGCAGGCCUCGCGCAGCAGUCUUCUGGUGGGCAGUGACUCGGCGGUUCAGAGACUUACUCAUGGUUUCUCUCACUGUCUGAACGGCAUGGGUGCCCAGCUUCACGGUUUCUACAGCCUUCCCAAACCCGGCAAGAAUCAGCAGCCCUCUUCGCGGACUGACUUGCGCGAUGCUUGCUAUGUUCUGCCCAGGGGUUACAGCUCAGAAGGGGCAUCAGAGCUUGACUCAGAUGAUGUCUACACCUAUAAGACCCCCAAUAACACUCUAGCAGCCCCCCAAACCAAUGAGCAGCGGGCCCUUGAUAACUAUGAUUUACCCAGCAUUUCUAGCUCCAUCUACCAGAUCCCCCGCACGUUUGAUAAGAACCACAAUGCCCUGAUGCCAUCCAGUGCUGACUCCACAAAUGCGCCUCCGCCCAGACCUCCCAAACCCAGCCAGGGCUCAGAGACACGGUGGGGCAGCCCACUGUCUGUGGGGGCUCAAAAUGGAGAGGUUGCCACAGUAUCUGUCAUCCCCAGGAGGAACACACUGCCGGCAGUGGAGAACAUCAAGCUUCACAGAGGAUCGUCUUUUGAGACCAGCAGUCACCAAAGGCCAGUCUAUUUCAACAAUUCUGAUCAGUCAGUGGAGUCUGUAAAUGAUGGCUUCAGCUCAUAUCUGAGAACUAAAGCCCCAUUGACCCGCUCCGAUAGUGCCGGCUCUGAGGAUAACUAUGUACCCAUGAAUCCCGGCUCGUCUUCCUCCCCUCUCAGUGCCGCCCUGGCUGACAGUCCUAAAAAUAAUUAUAUUCCCAUGAGCCCAGGUCCUCACCAUUUUGAUUUCCCAGGAUUUUCAGCAACGUUGCCAGCCAGGAAGGGCAGUACGGCAUCACUAUGUCUCCGACCCGGUCGACUCAGUGACGUGACACCGCCACCGAUCAACCGCAACCUAAAACCCAACCGGACGGCAAAACCGACACCUCUUGACUUAAGGAACAAUGGCAUCAUUGAUGAACUUCCCUUUAAGAGCCCCAUCACCAUGUCUUGGAUCAGACCAACGCCUGUGAACUCCAUCUCAUCGCAGCCCUGUCGGCCCAUUUCAACCCAGAGCAUCACCAGCACUGACUCUGCAGACAGUGAGGAGAAUUAUGUGGCAAUGCAGAAUCCAGUGUCUACCUCCCCAGCGAUGAGUGGUACCAGCAGUCCUGCACCCCGGAAUUGUGGUAAUGUGGACUAUUUGGCCCUGGACUUUCAGCCUGGCUCCCCUGGCCCACAUAGAAAGCCGUCCACCUCUUCAGUGACCUCAGAUGAAAAAGUAGACUACGUCCAAGUGGACAAAGAGAAGACACAGGCCCUUCAGAACACCAUGCAGGAGUGGACAGACGUGCGACAGUCAAGCGAGCCGGCUAAAGGCAUCAAGUCCUGAUGAUUUUCAAACCUUCACACUGAAUGUGUUCCUCCCUGUAACUCAAAAUGCUCUUAUACUGUUACACUGUAAUACAAUCUGAUUUACCUGUGACAAAAUAGCGAAUGAUACACCAACUAAAGCCAUAGAUCCAGAUCAUUUGGCCUUUUGAGGACAAAAAGCUCCACUGAACCUCCUAGACUGUCUUGCCAUGCAUGUUAGACAUGUUUAACUUUUCAAAGUGCAGUGCAACCAGACUUUAGCUACUUGCUCUCUCUUCGAGUGUGAGCAAAAAACCAUAAGCAGUAAAUAUUUAAAUCUAGUUACAGGUGACGUGUGCAAUUUUUUUCAAUGUUAUUAUGCUUUCAUCAAAUCUUAAAAUUAAGAGACAGCUAGAAAUCCAUUUGUUGUUUGAUUUCCCCAGAAAAAUGUAAACACUGUGACGCUAUCAAAACAUUGCUCUGUUUGUUUGAGCAUCCUGACCAGCCUGACAUAGCAACACUGGCUCAACCAAUGCCGUUAGUUUGGGGCGGGGCUGUCCGACCAAUGGCAUACAGGGGGAGUGUUUAGGAAACCUGUUUGAAACUCAACAUUUUUAUGUUUAGUGGCACUCGCACAGAAAUUACACACCUCACCUUUAACAGUGUUAUAAGGGGCAAAACAGCACUUCAAACUGAAGAUUAUCUGAAUUCACAGUGGUCUGCCUGCCAGCUUGAAUUGCAGUUUGCCUGUUAAUUCAGCGGAAGAGAGAAGGUCACUUUUUUCAAAUUUUGAGUCAAGCAAUGUAGAAAAAGUUUGAAAGCAACUUUUACAUAAAAAAAAAAUCAGGCUUAAAACAGACAGACCAUGUUUUCACACAUGGUCUGACAGUUCAUGUGAAUAUCGGCUUAUGUGAAUGCAAACCCAGCCCGUGUUAAAGUGAACAAAACUCAGAUCAUCUCAUCUACUCACACAAAACCACAAAAGUUAUAAUUUUAAUUUAAAAAAAAAAAAACAGUUCACACAAAAAUUAAAAUUGUCAUUUCAGUCCAACGUUUCUUUUACUUUUAUGUAACACAAAAGGCGAUAUCUACCUAAAUGUCAAAGUGGCUCUUUUUCAUACAUUGAAAGUAGAUGUUUUCUUUAGAUAUUCUGCUAUAUAAGUCCUUUGUUGUUUCAGAUAGGGUGUCGCAAUAUAACUGUAAAAAUUUAAAUAUGCAUGUUAAUACUCCACAUACAUAUAGCGUUGCGCUUCGGGUGUCCCAAGUUCGACUCCCGGCCCGCGGACCUUUCCUAAUCCCAUCCCCCUCUCUCUCUCUUCCUGUCUACUUACUGUCCCUAUCAAAAAAAGUCAGAAACGCCAAAAUAAUAAUAAUACACAUACAUUUUACCUUAACACUGGCUCCCAUCCGUCAUAUUUUGCCCACCUAUACGUUUUUUUCUUAGACAACAGUCUUGUAGAGGAAGUGGCGAUCAAGUCCUUUUUGUUUUUUGUAUGCUAUUUUCAUUGUUUCACUGAUUCAUUGGCCUAAAAAGCAAAAACACAUUUUAAUAUCACCAUAAAUCUGAUCGGUCCCACUUUAUAUUAAGUGACCUUAACUACUAAAAACUUACAUUGGAAUUAAUCAUUUGAUACAGUGCACUUAUUGUGCACAUACAUGUAUUUACAUUGUACUUAGAUUUAAAAAUACCUGCAUGCAAUUACAUCUGUAAUUACAUUUAUAAUUACAGUGUUGACCCAUCCCUUACACCAAAAGUGUUUUGCAAUACAAUAUGACCACAUUAAGUACAUUGUACUUGUUUUUUGAUGUAAGUACAUAGUAGUUAAGGCCACCUAAUGUAAAGUGUGACCUUCAAUGAUCUCACCUCAGAGACCAUGAGACUUUAGCUCCACAUAGAUAGUUAAGAUAAUGUCCUACAGGUUAAAAUAGGGUGAGUAAAUGACAAUUUUUUUAUUUUUGGGUGAACAAUUCCUUUAAGGUUCCAGAUCUUCCUAAACUAAGGGCUUUUUAAUACAGCAAUGUGUGCUAACUAACAGACCUUCUCCUUUUAGCCUGACAGAUAUGCACUUCAAAGUAUUCAGUGGGUAGUCCUUUACUUUGCAUGCAGUCUGAAUAGAGAUGUUGUGACUGUUUUUCCUUAAAACACAUCGCUUCUCUGGCUGUCAUUACGGAAUAGGUUAGAGCAGACUUACAUAUUCAGAAAUAACAAUAAAUGAUCUAUUCAUAUACUACUAAAAACAUACUGUUUGUUAAUGUCCUUUAAGCUAAUGUGGUUUUGUCAGACAGUAAAAUAACUCACAUUUAUCAGCAUUUUAAAUGUUAUAUUGUGCUCUCAGAGCAGUUGAAGUUAUUUUACGAAGUUAUUACAACAAAAGGCUUCCAAAUUUCCUAGUUUCAGCAAACUGGCUGGUUAAUACAAGCAGCUGUAGCUGUAAAUCAGCCAUGCUUUAUGCCUGUUGAGAUUAGCUAAUGGACUCGCGCAUGUUGUUUUCGUGAUAGACACCUUACACGUUUUUUGGGCUAGACUAGCUGUUUUCUGAACAAUGUUGGACAUGGAGCAUAAUGAAGGGGCAGAGAAAUGACACACUUCACUGUUAAACUGUGAUGUAGUUUUUUUCAUGUAAACAAAGGUUCAGCUGUGGAGACUGAGUUCUGUUAAAACACUGUUUUGUUGGACAACAGUGCCAAUUAUUUAGAAAGGAGUACAGUAUAAUGACAUUUCUUUCAGCAGCCUAAAUGCGUGAGAAUAUGAUAAUAUUAGCAUCAUUUAAGGUAAAAUUAGCAUCAUUUAGAUAUGCUAGAAAUGUAAUUACAUGUAAACGUGUGCUUGCUCAAGUUCAAGGGUUUAAAAUACAGCAUAUUCAUUUCUGAUUCAGGAAUCAAAAUAGCCCAUUUUUAAUUUUUAAUACAGAAGACUGUAGAGUUUGACAUUUCACUCAGUAUUUUAUGGCGGGCUGGGACCUCCAAAUACUCCAUUUCUAGCAGUGGGAGAUAUUUUAUUUGCAUUUGAACUCAUCAUUUCAUAUUCCAAAACCAUUUUGUAUUAAGUUCAUUUAAACUUUACAUAUGAGGUCGUAAGUGGUCUGGACUUGUUAAAUAAACCUUGUGUAGAUUGUCUGUUAGAUCCAAAUCCUUUCAUGUGUUCGGUGGAUUAUUUAAAAAUGUGCUUUGAAGACUGCCAUUAUUUUAUGAUGUAAAACUUUGUGGGACAUUUAGUGGCACUGGCAAUGGCCUUACCGGUUCAUUAAUGUUUAAGUGAACUUACAGGCUAAAAUUGGUUUCUUAAUGUCUUUUUCUAUUCUGAAAAUAUGUAAUGUAUUGUUAUGGGAGAGUACUAGUAAAUGAAUAUAAUACUUGUGUGUGAGCUGUAGUAGAAAUUAUGCUGUAGUCUGUUAAGGGGUCAAAGCAGGGCUGACGAGAAAAACUACUUUGACAAAUGUCAUUAGCUGAGUGGAUUUUUCUGUAAAGCAUUUCUGUUCAACUCUUGGUCGCUUGUGAAUUAAUUUAUUAAUUUAUUAUGUGUUUUGCAGGUGGACAAAAGAUGUACAAAGAAUGAACUUGUGGCUCUACUAACAUUAAUUUAUGCUAUGUGUGCUGAUUUUGUGAAGCAAUAUGCCAAGCAAAGCCAGUAAAAUGGUCAAAUGUGGUACAUUUGAGAUGUCUGUCCUUUGUCGUGUUGUUCUAUGAAAUUUAACUGCAAAAAAAUUAAAUCCCUUUUCAUCAAACAGAGUAAACAAUUACAGU